AUGACGAUACGGUUAUGCCCGUGCCAGAGGAAGAGGUGCUUAAGCUCAGCGGAGGAGAGUCAUUACGUGGCGUGGGUCGCGCGCGCAGGCGGAUGGCUGCGAUGCGACGACGAUGCGGUCACACCCGUGCCUGAAGAAGAGGUGCUCAAGCUCAGCGGAGGAGGUGACUGGCACUGUGCGUACCUGCUGCUCUACGGGCCCCGCGUGCUUGAGCUGCCGUCGGAAGACGAGCCGAUGGUGACGGAGGUCACGGAGACGGAUCCAGGAGUGCCGCCCACCGCGCUCGCAUAACGCAGCCGACUCGCUUCGCCCGCUCGGCUGGCCCACGGAACUAGGGCUACUCCGAAACGCCGUCACGUAGUUUCGACUCUAUCUGUCACUGUCUCAUGCUGGCACUCGCGCGUCGCGUGAGAGGGACGGCGAUAUUCGAGACUUGAACAACGUUUUUCGGAGUAACCCCGCUGACGCUAGCUUGGGACGACAUUGUCUACACACAGCUGCCUGCCCGUACCCAGCGAGACUGACCACACCCUGCCUUUGUAGCGCGUUAGCCACCUUGUGAACCGUGUACCGAGAAUGAAAUGCAAUAAUGCCUUGCCUUAUAUCGUAUGUAUGUGGGGCUAGAAAAUAAUGUUCUAUGUUUCAAGUUGUUCUCAAAAUGCUGCAGCCCCACAGAACUGAAUUAGUUUUAGGUGAGUAGAUUUGGAAAUAUAAUUUGAUUUUUUCUUUUUAAUUAUUCAUUGUGGGCCUGAUAAUGAAAUUAUUACUCUUACCUAUCUUAAAUGCUGAAAAUUGAAAUCUUUAUCUUACUAAACAUAAUUAUGUGUAAAAUCGACCAGUAAAAAGAUCAAUUUGUUAUUUCAUAUAACUUAUUCUUUUAUACAGUAAAUUCUUCUAAUAUUUUAAAGGCUUAAAUAAUUUUUAUUAUUUCAUUCUUAUUUUAUCUAAAACAUUAUCUUGCUCCGUUAUUUUAUCGUUAUUUACUCAAUCCUAUAUAACAAUUCAAAAACUUCAUUACUGAAUAUAAUGAAUUUUUACUGUCGAAGAUAAAUCGAUGGCAUUUAAAAUCGCAAUUUUCAUUUAGCAGAUCGAUGCAGUUGUUACUUAAUUGAAAUGUUUUUUCAAUUUUACACCGAGUGUUAAAAUAAUAAUGUAAGUGUCCAUAACUAUUAAGUUUUCAAUAUUUAUCGCGUGCACAAGUUGUGUUUUUGAACGCAGCACAAACAAUGU
Ostrinia nubilalis (European corn borer) is the source of this 1230-nucleotide messenger RNA. Its product is annotated as ubiquitin carboxyl-terminal hydrolase 14-like. NCBI's taxonomy places the organism in Eukaryota, Metazoa, Arthropoda, Insecta, Lepidoptera, Crambidae. The transcript has 3 exons. The coding region runs from base 1 to 291 and encodes 96 amino acids. Gene Ontology annotation, molecular function: proteasome binding; cysteine-type deubiquitinase activity. The record is from RefSeq and is a predicted model, not a curated record. Gene Ontology annotation, biological process: proteasome-mediated ubiquitin-dependent protein catabolic process; protein deubiquitination; regulation of proteasomal protein catabolic process.